CGGAAUUUCCCAAAAGGUUAAAACCUAAAGUGCAUAAAAAUGAAUCUGGCCUAAACAGCAUAACAAGAAAAAGACAAGAGAGGUGAAACUUGAAUCAUUCGAACCAGCAUGGCUUUCAUCUCUUUCGUCUCCAUUCCAAAAAAGGAUAUUUGAAAAGUGAACAAAACAAUAAACAGGCAUAACAACAUUCUAUAGCUUUUCCAACUAUACACAAUGACAAAACCAUUGCAUACACCCCCUUUAACGGGACCUUCCACUCCCGAUAGGCUACAUUCGCCUUAUUUACAAGGUCGCUUUCCAUCUCCUUCUCAUUCAUCUUCCUCUUUACUCUCCACUCCACCUCUAUCUUCACCAAGGAGGAGCAAUCAAGAAACAACAAGUGUAAACAUACCAGAUAUCGAUAAAGGUCAAGAACAAGAUAGACCUUCUUCUUCUUCUUCCUCCACAACUCAAAAAGCUUCACUCUCUCCUCGUCAUUCAACCGGAAAAUCUACAAGUUCACAAGUUGAAUCAGACAAGAUGAUGGCAAUGCCAAUGUUGUCACUACGAAAGAAGAGAGGCAUGAGUUUGUCUAAUCCUGUCACGCAAUCUAGCAGACCUUCUGCUUCUUUACGUAAAUCGAUUAAAACGCCUUCAAAAGAGCAACGCAAUUUAGGUCUUUUGGUUAUCUUGAUCGUUUGCUUGAUCGUUUACCUAAUUCCUACCCAAAGAGAAAGUAUGGAAACAGAAGGUGCUCCUGCUACGCCUUACACUGUUCAGAAAUCUUAUUUACGAAAAGGUUCAGGCUGGGUUGUAGACCAUGCCAGAGUCAUGACAGAGGUUAUCCCACGUCCAGCUUUGUUCAAUAACGGAAAGCCAAAAUCCAUUUCAAACAGUAAACCCCAUCCAGCACAAAAGUUUCCCGAAUUUCAAGAUAAGAUGUACAAGCUAACGGCAAAAGAUUGGCCAGAAUAUGAAGCCAAACUUGUUGCAUUCAGUAAACAAUCUUUCCCAAAACAACUUGCUUCUUGGGCUAUCGAAUCUGUUCGUGCUCGUAGCCCUCGUCGUCGUCAUGACAAAAGUCUCGCACAUCACAGAAUACCUGCCCAAAUUUGGCAAACAGGAAAGGAUAUUCCUACAAUCCGAAACUCUUUCCAAGAUCAAAAUCCAAGGGCAAGCUACAACUUCUUUGAUGAUUCUUUGCUCGAAAGUUGGUCAAAGCAACACUUUGGCGGUAGUUUGGUGAAAAAAGUUUGGGACGGAAUGGAAAGAGUGGUUCUCAAAGCCGAUUUUUGGCGUUAUCUGGUCAUCUUUUUGGAAGGUGGCUAUUAUAGCGAUACAGAUACAGAUUGCUUGAAACCUGUAGAUGUUUGGGGAACGGCUGAUGCUGUCACUUGGGAUUUGGGUGAUGCAGUGACAAAAGAACUUGCUUAUUCGCCUCCUCAAGUUGUCGUUGGUAUUGAAGUAGAUGUACCAGACGUAACAGGUUGGGAAACUUUCUGGCCAAGACCAAUUCAAAUCGUUCAAUGGACAAUGUCUGGCUCUCCUGGUCAUCCAAUCUACCUUGAUUCAAUCAGACGUGUGGUUGAAUCAAUGAAUGUAGUCAAAGAUUGGGAUUCCGAACGCAAGGCAAAAGCUGCCGACUUGUUGGGCAAAUUGACCAAUUCCGACUCUACAUUGAAAGAACGCAUUAAGCAUCUAGAAGAUCAAGAGUUAUGGGAUCAAUUGCGUAAGCUCUUAACUGUUGAUCCUUUCGAUAAAGAAAGGGGAGGCAAAAUGAGUUUGAUCGAGGCUACCGGGCCUGGAGCAUUUAGUGAUGCCGUUUUCAGUUAUUUACAAGCACGUUACGGUAUUCAUUGGAGUCAAUUGCACAACAUUCAAACUGCCACACGUAUUGGUGAAAUUGCCAUUUUGCCCAUCACCGGUUUUGCACCUUUCUGGAAGCCUGAUUGGCAAAGAUGGAAAGGUUUAGACCGCGGUGCAAUGGCAGUUGUUGGUGAUAUCACUCAUCCUCAAGCAAUGGUCAAUCAUCACUUCUCCGGCAGUUGGAGACAGGAUAGUGACAAUGCCGCAUAGAUAUUUUACAUCUUGUCUACCUUGUAUUUCUUCAUUCCUUUUACCGCAUCAUCUUCACAGCAUUUGCAUUCAUAGUAUCUUUAGCAUCAUUACAAAAUUGGAAUCUCUGUUACCAGUACACAUGGUUAGUCUGCAAAAGAGUGCAAUCAACUUUAAAGAGAAUAGUCAUCAUCUGAUCAAACUCACGCU
Meira miltonrushii is the source of this 2244-nucleotide messenger RNA. RefSeq lists its product as uncharacterized. NCBI's taxonomy places the organism in Eukaryota, Fungi, Basidiomycota, Exobasidiomycetes, Exobasidiales, Brachybasidiaceae. Gene Ontology annotation, biological process: protein N-linked glycosylation. Gene Ontology annotation, molecular function: alpha-1,6-mannosyltransferase activity. Bases 214 to 2055 code for a protein of 613 amino acids. The transcript has a single exon. Gene Ontology annotation, cellular component: mannan polymerase complex. The record is from RefSeq and is a predicted model, not a curated record.